AUGCAGGUGCGAAAGCCUAGAGAAACAGUUUGUGUUGAUCCAUGGCAACGCCGUGACAAUGGGUUCAUCUCGAAUCUUCAGUUGAACAACAGUUUGAUGAACUUGUACGCAAGACAUGGAGAUUUGAUACGCGCACGUAAUCUGUUCGAUAGAAUGCCUAAAAGAGAUGUUGGUUCUUGGACAGCUAUGAUUUCAGGAUAUUCUCGAAGUGGAUAUCACCUGAGCGCGUUGUUGUUGUUCAAACAGAUGCGUGGGGAGCCUGUUAGGGCUAAUGACUUCACUUACGGGAGUGUUUUGAAGUCGUGUAAAGAUUUGGGAUGUCUAAAAGAAGGGAUGCAGAUAUGGUUGUGUGGAGAAAGGGAGAUUUGCAGAGAACUUAGUUUUGAGGAGUGCAUUGCUUUCUCUUUAUGCUAA
Molecule: messenger RNA, 414 nt
Organism: Eruca vesicaria subsp. sativa (arugula)
Lineage: Eukaryota; Viridiplantae; Streptophyta; Magnoliopsida; Brassicales; Brassicaceae
Source: the annotation of a GenBank genome assembly